Molecule: messenger RNA, 1425 nt
Organism: Symbiodinium necroappetens
Lineage: Eukaryota; Dinophyceae; Suessiales; Symbiodiniaceae
Source: the annotation of a GenBank genome assembly
AUGGAAGCUGCGGGGCAGCCAGCAGGGCAGAACCCACGCCUGCUACUAGUUCUUCUUCUCCCUUGCCUGGGUCUACACGGUGGACUCCUCUUCCGAAAUCAGCCUGGGUUCCUCUGGUCCUCCCUGGCCGAUGAGAUGUGGAACCUCACGCCCCGGAACCGCUCCGUUUGGUAUGGCGAUACAAGACCACCAGUGCAGCCCCUCCGUGUUGCAAGCGUGAUCGCUGGCCAGCUGCGUGGUAUGACCGACAGAACGAAUGUUGCGCGAGUCAACUGGCUGACAAAAGAAUCCGACGUAUUCAUAUGCACCGACAGGCUUUACCAGGAAGAGAUUGGAAGCCUGACGGGGGUCGUUGGGACUCGAUUCAUAGAAGAAGAUCCCAGCUGGAAGGAAAAGGUCAAUUUGACGAAGGAACUCCAGUGGUGGCGGUUACAGCAAUGCUGGGACAUGAUCCAGGACUUUGAAGCUGAGCACGGCUUCAGCUAUGCUUUCUACAUGAAAAUCCGAACGGAUUGUUAUAAAAGGGGCGGCUGCGAACCUUCUCGGAAGACCUACGAUAAGAUACGGGAAGACUUUGGCCCACAGCUCGACGACAAGAUCUUCGCACGAAGCGACCAAACAUUCGGCGGAACGCGAGCCAGCUUCUCCCGUGCCGCUACCCUGUUCUCGCGGAUUCCAGACUACUGGCAGAAUGUGCGUGUUUUUUGGCCCGUGGAUUUCGAGUUGCUUCGUCGUUCGGACGGCUUUGUGAACAAGUAUGUCUGGAUUCCAUUUCCACGUGCUGUUGUCCGCCGAUGGAAAGUCCUGAGAUGCUGUGAGCCAGGGCUCCUUCGGAAUUCUCCUGAGCUGGCGAAGGAGUUGAAUGAGUGGGUCCGGGACAACUGCCAGCGGCCGUCUCAGUGCAAAGACAUCGAGAUUCAAAGCCGCCUGCCACUGCCGCACACCGACUUUGCUUCGGAGCAAGCAUUCCUCCUGGACUUUUUGCGAGUCGGCAUUGAGGUUCAUGGAUUCCGACGAAACGAGCAGCAUAAGCACGCCGGGCCCCUGGAUUGCGCGCCCCUUCCGGGGGCAGCCCCGGUGCCUGCGCCGAAUGCAAAGACUUCCGCUCUGGCGAUGGGAGCCCAUGGGCACGGACCCAAGAAGGAGGAGGAGCAUCAUGGGCAUGGGCGGUCUGACAUGUACGAUACGGUGUACCUGUCUCGACCUUCUCACCCGCGGGCUGCAGCAGUGGAAGACACGCCCAAGGAGAUGUGGGUGCAGCGGCCCACCGUAACUGGCUGGACCAAAGUCGGAGUCCCGAGCCAGACACAAGCAUUCCCAACAAGUCAGAAGCUCACGACUUACCACCGAACCUCUCUGGAGCCCAACCCAUCGGCCCCGCCGACGCGCGGCGAAAGGCGGCUGAGGUCAGAGACGGCUCCCUGA